This is a messenger RNA of Cyphellophora europaea CBS 101466, 303 nucleotides long. RefSeq lists its product as uncharacterized. The transcript is spliced from 3 exons. Gene Ontology annotation, cellular component: endoplasmic reticulum membrane; signal peptidase complex. Lineage: Eukaryota; Fungi; Ascomycota; Eurotiomycetes; Chaetothyriales; Cyphellophoraceae. The record is from RefSeq and is a predicted model, not a curated record. Gene Ontology annotation, biological process: protein targeting to ER. The coding region runs from base 1 to 303 and encodes 100 amino acids.
AUGGACGCUAUACUGGACCCGAUCCGCGAUUGGUUUGAGGGCACAACGGACUUCAAGGGUCAGGUGUUUGCAGAGGAACUCUCCACGUUUUUGCUAUACCUUUCCAUGAUGAUUGCUCUUGUCGCCGGAUUCGUCAAUAACGACAUUUAUAUCACGCUUUGGACGGGCCUCGGCCUGACGCUCCUGGUCAUGCUGCUCGUCGUCCCGGCCUGGCCGAUCUUCAACAAGCACCCUGUGAGAUGGCUGGGUUCAUCUGUGCUUCCAGCAGGAGGAAUAGUCGUAGGAGGGAAGAUGAUUCAAUAG